AUGGCCGCAGUUACCGCUCGCGGAUUAGGUAUUGCAACUAUGUUCGGUGCCAAUAUUGUGGCUCUGUCCUCGUACUGCAUCUGGAAGCUUUACCUGGCUGCAAAGCCUUGGCUCCACCAAUACCUUCGUGUUGUUGCCCCGCGCUUUCUGGAGGAAGAAGAAACAGGGCUGCAACUCCCGCUGCGGCAGGCCACCACGUUCCGCAUCCAAGAUCUGCCACGGCAAUUUUCUCCCGGUGAGGUCCGCGCCAUGACGCAAGACUUCCGAACCAUGGUGGGGCAAGGCGGUUUCGCCCAGGUCUUUCGAGGCCUCCUCGACGACGGCGCGGCGGUUGCCGUCAAAAGGAUAGUGAGAGCCGGCAACGGCGAGGACGAUUUCCUUAGGGAGAUCUCCAUCGUCGCCAACGUGCACCACCGCAGCCUGGUGCGCCUCCUCGGCUACUGCCUCCAGCGCGGGGGCGACAGGUAUCUGGUCUACCCGUUCUUCGAGAGCGGCUCGCUGGACUUGUGGCUGUUCCACGGCGGCGAGGGGAGGAGGCGCCUCCUGCCGUGGCCGGCGCGGCGCGGCAUCGCCGUCGACGUGGCCAAGGCGCUCGCGUACCUCCACCACGAGUGCCACCAGCAAAUCCUGCACCUCGACAUCAAGCCGGGCAACAUCCUGCUCGACGGCGACCUCCGCGCGCACGUGUCGGACUUCGGCAUCUCCAUGUCCAUAACCCAGGGCCUGAGCAACAUCGACACGCGCGGGAGGGGCACGCCCGGGUACAUGGCGCCGGAGAUGAUGGUCAACGCGGUGUCCGCCAGGUCGGACGUGUUCAGCUACGGCAUGACCCUCCUCGAGCUCGUCGGCGGGCGCCGGAACUUCGAGCCCUCCUCGUCCACGGACGCGUCGUCGGCGACGCCGGACUUCGCGCGGGACUUCUUCCCGUUAAUCGUGCGGGAGAAGAUGGCGCGCGGCGAGCUCAUGGAGGCGGUGGACGCGGCCAUGGCGCUCGUGGACCAGAAGGAGGUGGAGGCGGUGGUCAAGGUGGCGCUAUCCUGCAUCCAGAGCCGGUGGGACAUGAGGCCCAGCAUGCUGACCGUGGUGGAUAUGCUCGAAGGGAAAGCAGAUCACAUGAUACCUUAA
Molecule: messenger RNA, 1125 nt
Organism: Panicum hallii
Lineage: Eukaryota; Viridiplantae; Streptophyta; Magnoliopsida; Poales; Poaceae
Product: probable receptor-like protein kinase At5g20050
Exons: 2
Coding region: 1-1125 (374 amino acids)
Biological process (GO): protein phosphorylation
Molecular function (GO): ATP binding; protein kinase activity
Source: RefSeq, a predicted model, not a curated record